CAAAAUUAACAUAUAAGUUUAAGGUCCUUUAAUGUUCUCCAGUAUAUGGAGCGCACCUGGAUCCGGGGAUCAUUGUGGCAGUCUGAGCAUAAGAGUGUGCAUCAACUGACUGUGCAAACGAACAACACCAUGGAUAAGAAGAUUACAAACUUAGCAGAGGAAAAUAAAACACAAGAACUGAUAGAAUGUUUGGAAAGAAUUCCAAAUCAAGAGCUGGGUCAGAUGAUUGAACAGAAAGUGAUCAAGGGCAGAAACGAUACCUUCACACUUGUCAGAGCCAUUCUGCUUGGCUCUCCACCAGAAAAUUCUUCAAGCGUUGAACGACGGUGUCAUGUUUACAAACAGUGCAUAUCAGCGCUUCAGAAAUAUGAAGUGAACAACAAAAUGGCAUCGGAACUUGUUGGACUCCUGAUGCUUGAGGCUGACACACUUCCAGGCACAACACUGGCUGAACUAGCUGGUAUCUACUUGGACAACAUCAAGUCAGAUGUUACUCUCUCUACCAAGUCUCUUGAGCUGUUUCCAAAGAUCUUGUCGGCCAUAUCUGCCCAGGAAAACAUCCACUAUGCUGGGAACCACAUGAAGGGGACCGACUACAAGGGCCGCGUCUUGAAUAGCAUGUGUUCCUGCAGAUGGGAUCCAAAAAGUGUCAUCAACCUGGCAGCCAUGUUCAAGGAUGUCCCGCUAUCUAACGAGGAACUGAAAUUUGUCAUUGAGAAAAUUCUCCGCAUGUUCGGUGAACUGGACAUGUCUGACAUACCAGCACUGGUCUAUCAGCUACUUUUGCUGUGUACUAAGGGCCACAAGAAGCUGGUGUUAGAAGGAAUCAUCAAAUUCUUCUCGGAGCAGGACAGCAAACAGAAACCAGCAGAUGAAAUGGAAUGCAGUGAAGACGUACUAGAAAUGAGCAGUGACAAUGUGGAGUCCCUGCGUAUGACUGAAGGCACCGUGAUCCUGCACAUUAGCCUGGCUGUGAAGGAACAUCAGGAGCUGGGCAGGGAAUUCAUCAAAUGUCUCAAGGGUUACCAGAACUGCGGUGUAGCAAAGAUCCUGUCUCCAUUCAGCUUAGCUAUGACCCUGUCUCUAGCCAGAAUCAACCGCUUUGAGGAUCAGAUCUAUGAGUUCUUGAAGUCGAGCAUCUUGAAGAGCUUCAAGGAUGCUGAGAAGCAGUCCACCUCUUUUUGGGUGAAGGAAAUAGUACCAGAGACCAGUCUAGUGGAGGAAUACAUCCUGCAGACCGUGAAAAACAGCACAUUUGGGUGGGACCAUGUGAUCCAGGGGUUGGUACAGCUGGGCUUCAUACUCAUGGACUCGUUCGGGCCGAAGGCUGCAUUUGGACGUCUGGACCUGGUCCCCACCCUUUUGUCAGGCCCCUCCCAUGAGGCUUGUCAACUUGGGGCCAAGAUCCUGCUGAAAACAUUUAAGGCCCAUGAGAUGGUAAGGAGUGAAAUCCUGGAUCAGAUUUUCAACCGUGUCAUCACCAAGGCAACCACACCUGUCAACCACUUUCUGGGUUUAUUGGGCGACAUAGUUGUUGCCUCCCCUUCCAUGUUGCUAGACAACACGGCCAAGAUCCGUGAGAUGUUUGACUACCUGUCCAUGCUCUCCCCUGGGUCGGCUGAGGGGCUGCUAGGGGCCGUUCAGCCCCUUCUGAAGCUGAGCAUGAGCCUCAAGGAUGCCCUCAUGCUUGUUCUCAGGAAGGCCAUGUUUGCCAGACAGCUAGAAUCUCGUAAGAUCGGGGCAGGGGGCUUUUUGAUGAUCCUGAAGCAUUUCCGUGUCCUGGGGGGCCUGCGCUCCAGCCAGGCUAGCCAGCCGUCUUUCUCUGCCAGUCAGGUUGAGGUGGAUGUCCACCACCGCGUUAACCCGUCCAGCAACGAGGCCCUCUGUCUGGAGAUCCUAGGCAACCUGAGAAGAUGUCUCUCACAACAGGCCGAUGUCAGGCUACUCCUGUAUCAGGGGCUCACCGACGUCCUUGACAGGAACACCCAGCUUAGAGAGCCCAUUCUCUCAAUGCUGCUUGUCCAGCUACGGCAGUUCUACGAGGGUAACACGGAGGUGCUGCCCCCUAUCAGACUGGAGCCAUGCAUCGUGGCACAGGGGGACCAGGUGUUCUUGGCCGAACCUCUUGCUCAUCUGGUCUGCUGUAUUCAGCAAUGCCUGGUCAAGUCUGCGGAGAUUCUCCGUAAGUCUUGCAGUGGGAAUGACAAUGAGAGCAUUGCUGAUGAGGAGGAGGAAGAGGAGGGUGAGGAAUGUGAGGUACAGAAGGAGCUGGAGGGGAUGAUGAACUCAGUUGUGGAGCGUAUGAUCACUGCAGAGAUGGAGGACUUUGAACUGGACAAAUCUGCUGACUACUCUCUGGCCAAUAGUGUGGGAAUUCGUAACAACAUCUUCGCCAUUCUGGUACUGGGCACCUACGAGUCUUUAAUGGAGUACACUUUCCUGUCGGGAAAACUCAAUGAAUCCAGGACGAGGCAGCUUCUUCAGCUGUUCGAGAACUACAAGAAACUGAGUGACGUUUUGCGCGAGAGGGCGAGUGCUGCUGCUGGGAAGAAAGGCAAGACUGCAGUGAAACCUCCUCAGAGUCUGCUGUCACUCAAGGUCGUCACUGCCAUGCUGGAUGUAAUGCUGAGCAAGGACCGUCAUCGAGACGACGUUCGUGAGAGUCUACGUAUGAAGGAUGAGUUUCUCAAGUACCUGCUCACGGUCACCUUUCAGAAACUGGGUCAGAUCCAGGACAGGGGCCAGUGUGAGGGGCUGGAGGGGAAGAGUAAACCAAGGAUCUUUGAACACCUGUGUCACAUUGCCAGGUUGUUAUUAGGCUACUAUGUGGAAAAUCAAAAGCUGGAAGGUGAACAGAGGGUAAGAGAAAAACAGCUUCUGACCUUGACCUUGGAAAGCCUAGCAACAACCUUUAGCAUAGCAACGCAACAGUUUGCCAAAGACUUGAAGAUGUUCCUAGACGGUCUAGAGGUGGAAGGAUGUGAGAAAGCUCAAACCUUGGAUGCUGAAAUUUACUUCCAUGUGAAAUUCAUUCAGCGAUUGGUUAUGGACAUGUUUUCGGCGGAUGAAGAUCACCAGUGCCUGAAGGCAGUCGGCCUCCUGUUGAGCGUGAUUGUACAGCUCAGUAAAACCCUGGGCCCUGAGUUCACGGACUGUGACCAGAUACUGGCCUGGUUUUACAAGCUUGCUCAGGAACAGACUAUCGAUGACCUGUCCCUUGUGAAGUCCCUACUGUCCUCUCUGAUGCUGCUGGGACAGAAAUGGCAGGGUGCUGUCGUGAUUCUAAGGGACCUGGCCCAGGAUAUCCACUGUCAGAUAGGGGACAUUGACUCUGAGAUUGAACUGGACAGUCCAACCAACUUUGCCAUAGUAACGGCGCGCUCCGCUGCCCCCACAGUCUUGCAGCUCGUGCUUGCUCAGUGUGAGAGGGAGCUUGACGACACAGACUGGGUCAUCACGAGGGGGAAAGCUGACCAUGCUGCAACAUGUGGGGACCUGACUGGAGAUGCAUCUCAGCUGACCCAGCGGGAAGGCAAUGAGAAGUCUAUCUGCAUGCGAUUGGGCAUGUUGGUGAACACGUUUCAUGAGCUCGUCCAGACGGCCCUGCCCCAGGGGCCGUGCAGUGAGCAGCUCAUGAAGGUUCUCAUCAGGGUCUAUGGAAGUCUUGCAAGUCUUGUGAAAUAUUACCUGUGGAUGUAUGGGCAAUCCUCUGGCCACAUGUCUGCAAGAUUUGAGAAGUUGGUGAAGCUAUCUGGAACAAACCUUACGCAGCAUUGUUACGCCUUCAUCACCUAUAUACAGACAGUGGAGAAUGAGAAGGUACAGCAGGCAGCCCCUGACAAGGGAAAGAAGAAAAAGGAUGACAAGAAGGGGACAGGAAAUGCUCAGAAGGCGAGUGUGAUGAAACAAACGAGGACAAUACCCAACUUGAUUUAUGCCAUCGAGCAGUAUGAACGUUAUCUCAUUCAACUCACCAAGAAAUCAAAGGUGAACCUGAUGGAGCAUAUGAAGCACAGCACGUCCCGGGACUUCCGGAUCAACGCCAAUAUCCUGGCACAGGCUGACGACAGCUCUGGGAAUGAGGUCAGCUCAGAGGAUGACGCCAACCAGACAGGAGCGGAUAACACACAAAAUAAUGAGGAGCCUGAGACCACAGUAGUCUCGGACCAGUCUGACAGUGACCAGGAGAACAACCAGUCAGCAGCCAAUGUUUCCACGACAACCCAGGAACCAGUCAAGAAGAAAUCGAAACUCGGUGGCCGUGGAAAAGUGGGGAAAACAAAGACCUGAUGAUUUUAUGUUUUAGCACUAUAAAUGUGCAUCGUGUUUUUCCCUUUGUUAGAUGAACCAAUCGGCUUAACAUUUCAGACCAUUUGUAUUAAAUGGAAAAAUGUUAAAGCAAAAGUCACAUGUAUUAAAAGGACUAUAGUUAUCUGUUAAGUUUUAGUUUUUAUGCACCGCUUCAAAGAAAAGGGUGUAUAUUGUUUUGCGGGAUGUAAGUCUACCGACAAGUUCGUUUUCAAACAAUAAUUGACUGAUCAGCUUGAUACUUCCCAUGUGCAUUGGCCUUGGACAGUAGAUGAUUCCUAUUGAAAUUGUGGUCAUUAGGUCAAAGGUCCCUGUCACAAUAAGUGUGAAAAUUGUUUCUGAUCAAUAACACGUCAAUGAAUUGACCGAUUGGCUUGAUACUUCACAUGUGGAUUGGCCUAGGACAAUACAUUACCCCUAUUGAAAUUGGGGUCACAAGUUCAAAGUCCUGUAUGGGUGGGCAUAUUUCUCUGAAUGUGGAACUCUUUGACUUUGUUUUAAUCUUGUUACAGCUUUUAAUACCAUAUUCAUUGAUAACUUUCUCUGCAAAUAAAGAAAUGUCAGAUUUUUACUCUGUAAGCAAAAUGUCUUUGAUUAAGCACUAAUCUUCAUAUCAUUUUAAAGUCUGACUUAUAAAUAUUCAAUUUGUAUUAAUGGUAGGGUACAUGAGCCUCAUGGCCCUAUUAUAUCAUCAACCAAUAAAGGACCAUCAUGGCCCUCGUGUUAACUUUAUACACAGAAUUGUAACAUCAAUCGGAACCGGGAAGUAUUUGAUUUCCUAAACAUAAUCAAAAACUUUAAUUUAUGAAAAAUCAUAUCCAAAUUAUGACUUUAAGCCCAUAUGAUAAAAUAGAAUCUGGUAGACAUAUAAUUAUUUCUAAAAACGAAUGUAAAUGUGGUAUAUGUAGCUAAUAUUGUAAUUGUAAGACCUCUUUAUACAGGAAAAUGUGUAUCAACACAUUCUAUUAUAACUAACCUAGUAUGCAUAGAUUUAUACAUUUGUUAACAAAUUCUAAUACUAAAGACGUUCUAACUAAACUCGAGAUAUAUUGUAAAAAUGCUUUUAAAAUGAGAACUGAGGCAUUGAAUGCAAUCGUGGAGAAAUAUAACGGCUUCAAUGCAUUUGAACACCUUGUUAUAUACUAUUUUGGUCACUUUUUCGAAUUACUACGCAUGUGCUUAUUGCUUAUAUAUUGUAAGUUUUAUAUAUACAGUAUAUAUUGUAUAACAAUGAACUUGGCUUGUUGUCCCCUACCGGUUUUACCGGAGGGGACUUAUGGUUUGCGCUUUGUGCGUCUGCGAGUCUGUCUGUCUGUCACACAUAUCUGGAUCUUGCGAUAACUUUAAAAGUUUUUAAUAUUUUUUCAUGAAACUUGCAACAUUGAUAGAUGGCAAUAUGGACAUUAUGAACCUCAUUUCAUUUUGUUCCUACGUCAAAAAUUGUGGUUGCCAUGGCAACCCAAAAAUAAUUAUGAAAAUGGUGAAAUUUCUGACAAUGGUGGAGCGGGUAGGGGACCAUAUUGCUUGACAAUAGCCUUGUUCAAGUUAUAUUAAUGAAUGUUCUGUUCUGUAAAAAUUGUGUUUGUACAGGAAGCUGUUACUGCAUGUCUGUUAAUGUAGACCUGUUUAAAAUGUAUGUUCACUUUAUAUACAUGUAAAACUAUAAUAAACAGUUAAAUAAUU
This is a messenger RNA of Dreissena polymorpha, 5991 nucleotides long. Its product is annotated as Fanconi anemia group I protein-like. The transcript is spliced from 32 exons. Gene Ontology annotation, biological process: DNA repair. Gene Ontology annotation, molecular function: DNA polymerase binding. Lineage: Eukaryota; Metazoa; Mollusca; Bivalvia; Myida; Dreissenidae. The record is from RefSeq and is a predicted model, not a curated record. Bases 46 to 4290 code for a protein of 1414 amino acids.